Molecule: messenger RNA, 1788 nt
Organism: Nymphaea colorata (pocket water lily)
Lineage: Eukaryota; Viridiplantae; Streptophyta; Magnoliopsida; Nymphaeales; Nymphaeaceae
Product: beta-glucuronosyltransferase GlcAT14A
Exons: 4
Coding region: 159-1427 (422 amino acids)
Cellular component (GO): membrane
Molecular function (GO): glucuronosyltransferase activity
Source: RefSeq, a predicted model, not a curated record
ACCGAAACGGGAAGGAGAGCAGUUCGGUGGCCUGUGAGUGUCCGGUAUAUCAACACGUUGCCCUGACGAACCGGCGGUCCCGUACAGAAGCGCCACCCACCGGUUGCCCCUUCCGCCACCGAUCCGACUACCGCCGCUGCGCUGUUACCAGAGGGGAAAUGCAGCCGCAGCACGCCCUAAGCAUAAACCUGACGUCGACGAAGGAGGGGAAGCGCCUUCUCUGCCUCCUCUCCGCCUCCCUUGCCUCUCUCCUCCUUUUCAUACUCUCCUUCUCCUGCCGCUUGCCUUCCCCUCUGUCUUCCAGGCCCCGCCUUCAGUCCAACCCCCCGAUCCCCUUCCGUGAGCCUAGCUCCGCCUCCGCCUCCACCACUCCACCGCCUCCCUCUCUCGCCUACUUCAUCUCCGGCUCCAACGGCGAUGGCGACCGAGUCCUUCGCCUUCUCCACGCUGUCUACCAUCCGAAGAACCGGUAUCUUCUCCACCUCGACAGCUCCGCUUCUCAGGACCAGAGGGAACGGCUUGCUCUCGCCGUGCAGUCCGUCCCCGUGUUUAAGGCUGCCGGAAAUGUAGACGUCAUGGGCAAGCCGGAUACCGUCAACCCCCGGGGAUCGACGGUCGUCUCCGCGACUCUCCAUGGGGCCGCCAUCAUGCUUCGGUAUUUGGAAGAGUGGGAUUGGUUCAUCAACUUGUCAGCCUCAGAUUACCCGCUGAUCACUCAGGACGAUCUGCUUCAUUUGUUAUCCUUUGUACCAAGGGAGCUAAACUUUAUACAGCACACAAGUCAUAUUGGUUGGAAAGAGUACCGGAAGCUCAAGCCAAUUAUUGUUGACCCCGGACUUUACCUUUUAUCCAAGAGUGAUGUAUUUUAUGGAACACAGAGGCGUGAUAUGCCUAAUGCCUACAAAUUUUUUACAGGUUCUGCUUUUGCUAUUUUGAGUCGUAAGUUUAUUGAAUACUGCAUAUUGGGUAUGGACAACUUGCCAAGGACUCUUCUGAUGUAUUAUACAAAUGUUCCUGCUUCACAUGAGUGUUAUUUUCAUACGGUAGCCUGCAAUGCAGAAGAAUUCAAAAGAACAAUUGUUAAUGAAAAUCUACAAUUUGCUGCAUGGGACAGUCCUCUGAAGUCAACAUAUCGAAUGCUUGAAUUGGUUGAUCUUGACAACAUGACAAAAAGUGGUGCAGCAUUUGCUCAAUCUUUCAAACGAGAUGAUGCAGUGCUUGACAAGAUAGAUGAGGUGGUGCUAAACCGUCAAAGCGGGAAGGUUGUUCCUGGUGCAUGGUGCAUAGGCAAGGGACGUGACCCCUGCGUUGUGUGGGGAGAUGCUGAUAUUCUUAAGCCUGGAGCUGGAGCCAGAAGGGUUGAGAGGCUUCUGAUCAAAAGCCUUGCAAAUGAGACAUUCCAUUCUAUGCAGUGUCUAUCUGAAUAAUCCACACCUUGCCCAUUGGUUGCAGUAAAGUAUAUUUUCUGGCAUACUUCACCAGCGGAUGGGGUAGGGUUCUUUUUUGCGAGAGAGGAGGCUGUUUUUUGUUCAGCCCAUCAUAAUCUGAGAUGAAAACCAAGAUGUUUUAUUGAUUUACUGGGAUGGCAGGUGUUCUCCUGGAAGAUGCAAGCCUUUCGUCCAUUGCCUUCUUUUUCACAAUUGGAAGGAACAGGCGCGAGUUUCACUCACCGAAGACUGGGCAUGUCAUGUACCUUUACUAACAAGGGGUUCCUUAUUCAUUGUUUACAUAAGCGCUUGUAAAGAACUAAAAUCUAAUCUUAAUUGAAUUUUUAAUUGUUUGUGAAGA